Molecule: messenger RNA, 4194 nt
Organism: Musa acuminata AAA Group (dessert banana)
Lineage: Eukaryota; Viridiplantae; Streptophyta; Magnoliopsida; Zingiberales; Musaceae
Exons: 15
Coding region: 160-2559 (799 amino acids)
Biological process (GO): lipid metabolic process
Source: RefSeq, a predicted model, not a curated record
GUUGAUGGUACCCUAUAUAUGAUGCUCAAAGUUUACUUCACAGAUCACUUCUUGAUUCUUCACCCUGACAACAUCUAAGAAAGCUUCAUAUGCACCCAACAAGUCAUUCCUGUCCGAGGAAAGACGAAAAGUAGUGCUGCCUCGAAGCCUCUUCAAAUUAUGGCCUCCGUCCUUCCGCUCUCAUCUGUUCUGUUAUCCGAACGAGAAAGCCUAAUGGAGCUCUUCGGCCUUCAUGGCGUGAGGCGGGUAACGGUGGCCAUGGGAGCCAUCAGUCUGGCCGAGGCCACGUUGGGGGCGGCUCUCAUGGGCGUGAUGCGGCGCCGCUGGUGCGGCGCCAGGGAGAUGGCGGCUGUGGGCUUGACGUCCUCCUUGGCCGUCGCGAGGAUUGCGGCCAUGGUGGGAAUGGCUGUCGCUCAGGAGCUGACGGCGAUCGCCAUCGGCGCCACCGACGAGGCCUCGCUUGAGGAUGACUUCUUCCGAAGGGAAAGGCGGUUGAGGUACAAAAGAUGGCUUUGCUGGACCAGAUUUGGAAUGGUGGUCACAGUGCUUCAAUUUCUUGGAGCCAUCUACCUAAUGUUCAUUGUAUUGACUGAUAUAUCUUAUGGUGGAAGAUCUACAUCCUGCUUUUUAGGACAGGAUGCUGUCAAUCAAGCAUGGAAGAAAACUUUAGUUGUUUCCUUUCUUCUACUGGUGUGGCUUGUGAUCCUCAUACAGUGCUUUACGGGAUCUGAUGUUUUGAGAUGGAGAUCGUUUUAUUCAACGCAUGAUACUGCCUGGAAAGCACACUACCGGGAGGUAUUUGAUCAUGGAAUUCGGGAAGCUUUGUGCUGCCUAGGACGUGUGAAGUACUUGAGUGUUUUGGAAGAAGAUGAGGUUUACUCUGUUGCAAGGCUCUUAGGUGAUCUUGUGGCAUAUCGAGCAUCAGGAACUGGACAUCUUGAACUUUUGAUAGGACUUGCUCUAUUGCAAAGCCACAAACAAAUGCAAAAUUUGCAUGAUGAGCUUCUGGAUGCACCUGAUAUACUUGUUCAAAAGGCAGCAUUCUUCCAUCAGUUCGCUGAAGCCGCUUACACAGGACCGCUGCUUGAUUUUGGUCGAAACCCCAUCUUGUUUCCCUGUGCGUGGCUUUAUAGACAAGGAUUUUUGACUCCCUGGGCUCGUGACAGGCGACCUUUACUUGAAGGUGAUAACUGGUGGCGUGGACAUGCAGCAGCCUUCCUUAAAUUUGUCAAUCUACCACCUAAAGCUCUUCGUAAGGGUCGAGUUAGUCAAACAAAGCGGGAGGCUGCUUACUUUGUUGUGGUUCUGCAUGAUAAAAAGACCAUAGUAAUUGCUAUACGUGGAACUGAGACGCCUGAAGAUCUCAUAACUGAUGGUUUAUGCAGGGAGUGCGCCCUAACUGUGGAGGAUUUGGACGGUCUGAUAAAUAGUGAACAUUUACCUUCAGCUAAGAGACAAAAAGUUCUUUCUUCUUUCCCACAUUAUGGACAUGCAGGGAUUGUUGAGUCUGCCAGGGAACUUUUCAUGCAAAUUGAUGGCGAACAUGGAGACAAAGAUGCCUCACCAUCUGAAAUAUCUGGAUUUCUGGCGUCGUUGUUGGGACCUGGAUCUGAAUGUCAUGGAUAUGAAGUUAAUAUUGUGGGGCAUUCUUUAGGUGGUGCUAUUGCAACACUUUUAGGACUAAGGUUGUAUCGAUGGUACCCGAACUUACAUGUCUAUGCUUAUGGAACUCUUCCUUGUGUGGAUUUUGUCAUAGCUGAAGCAUGCACAGACUUUGUUACUACCAUUGUUUACAAUGAUGAAUUCUCUGCACGCCUUUCAGUCAACUCAAUCCUCAGGCUUCGUUCUGCUGCAACUAACGCUCUUUCAGAUGAUUCUUUGGCUGAUUCAGCUAUAAUACAAAAGUUUGCUCGAAGAAUCCUUCAUGUUAACAAGUACCUCGAGGAUGGGCAGAACCAUAAUGUUUCUGCCUCAUCUGUGAGACCGUCUUUGGCAGCUACUGAAAAGAAUCAUGUUUCUAAAAGGAGGCCAUUCAAACCAAUCACAGUGAGUGCCCAAAUGAAUCAAGAUCUUUAUCUGGAGGAUUCUUCUUUGUUUGAUGAUGAUGCUUCAGAGACACAGGUUUUGGUAGACUGUGAUGUCUGGAGAGCAAAUUCCUGCAGAACUGUCAGUUCCAAGGACACAUGCUUAAUCAUGGAUCGGAUGACCCAAUUUAUGGGGGACCAACCAUCAUCUACGCAGGUACCGGUAGAACCACCAGAAAUGUUUCUGCCAGGCUGCAUUGUUCAUAUAGUACGAGAACCGAAAAGUAUUUUGCCUUUCUGGAAAAGUUGGAAACUUUUUGAGGGAGACCAUAAUUAUAGAGCUUUUCUGCCAACGAGGGAAAGCUUCAGAGAUAUCAAAGUUACAUCUCAUAUGUUCAUUGAUCAUCUCCCUUGGAGGUGUCAUUAUGCGAUCCAAAGAGUAUUAGAAGAACGCGAGUCUCAAGGCCGACAUUGUUCCAACUUAUUAGAUGCAAAAGAUAUAGCCAAUCUCAAUUUACUGGAUUUGGUUUCAUAAGAUUGCAACAAAUAUAAUUUUGUGCAUGCUUACAUGAAACAUGCAUGUUGUAUCUGCUGGGCGAGUUUAUGGUCAAAUCAGCAAAUCCUUUUUCGUCACAUGAAUAUGCAAUUGAUGAAAUAAAAGAAUGAAUAUUGCACAUUGUACUUCUGUGAAUAUGCGUGUAAACCCACCUGUUUGAUAUUCAUAACAGUCACUAUACAUUUAAAUCCUGCUGAUGUUAUACUAAAUUCAAGCUGAUUCAAGUCGUUUGAUAUUCAACAACCAAAUUCUGGCCUUGUACUGCAUCGGUUUCUUGGUUUAGUCUCACAGCAAUUUGGUUGCUAAUCCUAACAUCUAUUUACAAGGUUAUGGAAGUAGUGGAUAUGUGUUUGCAGGUUGAAUAAAUCAUCACAAGACAUAUCUUUUCUAUAAGAUUAAGCAAGAUGAAACAGUUUCAUCUGGCUGCCCUUCUUCUGGUCCAAAAUAUUGCAAAUUAUCAUUUGUUGCAGCUGACAACUAGCUCCUCAAAUGAGACAAGUUAUCAUUAGUAUUUUGGUAUUUAGGCAAGUUAGAAUUUGUUCGGUUUAUCUUUUCUACAAAAUCAGAAUUCAUAUCUUCAUCUUAUUUUUUUGUACUAAUAAUACAGGAACUCUCGCACUUGCAGGGGCAGAUAUAUCUGUGGCCUUCAGUGGCAAAUGAGUAGAAUCUUCCUUUUUGUCAAAGAUGCUACUAGUAGGUACAUAUUAUUUAUGCGAUGUUAAUUACGAGCUCCUCAUUUAUCUGGAUUGUAAAGAAAGCACCUUUUAGAAUUCUAUAUCAUAAACUUUAUCAUUUUUGUCACUUGAAUAACUCUUGCAUUCUAAAUUGUCUUCGCUCCAUAUUCCUGUUGAAGCUACUUUGUUCAUGUAGUAAAAAAAAAAAAGAGCAACAAUAGCUUCUGUAGAAAAAAAAGGGAUUCUAUUAGGGUUUGAAUUACUUCUCAGUCAAAUUUGAAAAGUAUCGGGAAAUUGCUGAUAUGAAAUUAUUGUUCAUUUUUGUUAGUAAGAUGUCCAUAACUUGUUGCAUUUAGGUGUCCCCAAACAAACAAAAUAAGAAUAUAAAUAUAAACUCUAACUUUCACUUCAUUUGGUGAACUAGCUCUUAGUUAUUGAUCAUAUGCUUGCAAUUGCUGUAUAUACCAUCAGUACAGGCUCAUCCAUCCCCUGCAAAUGGUAAAGAUGAUUCAGAUGCUUGGGACACUGGAAAAUUCUGGUUGUCAUUGCUAGGAAAUCGUAUGUGCCAAAGCCCCAUUGGAAUUCUAACCAAAUAAUCUCAACCUGCAUUUAAUUUCAGCACAGCUGCUCCACUUGCUGGAAAAUGGUGGGCUUACUGGAUCCUGUGCCACCGUUGAGAUAUAAUUAGUGGCUGAUGCUGGUACUCCAACUGUCCAACGUCCGUGACUGUUGUUUUGUUUACAAUGUUGCUGGAAGAGAUGUGAUUGCCAAGGCCAACUCUGUCGCAGAUACCAAGAUCAUCGAGAUCUAAGGUGUCUCCGGUCUGAAAUUUGUUGUGUUCUUGAUUGAUAACAUUGUUGUAGUAUGCUCGAUUGGAUCUCUUUUAAGUUUCAUGGACCACAUGAAAUCUAUAUUGCAUUGAAGAGAAAAUAUAUUGCAA